Molecule: messenger RNA, 3674 nt
Organism: Neurospora hispaniola
Lineage: Eukaryota; Fungi; Ascomycota; Sordariomycetes; Sordariales; Sordariaceae
Product: mRNA 3'-end-processing protein rna-14
Exons: 2
Coding region: 103-3591 (1162 amino acids)
Biological process (GO): mRNA 3'-end processing
Cellular component (GO): nucleus
Molecular function (GO): mRNA binding; protein binding
Source: RefSeq, a predicted model, not a curated record
CGCCUCGACCACACCCCGUCCACUUCCACGAGAAAUACUGCUCUUCCAAAGCUAGAUCAAACCGCUUCAUCUUUCGUUUCCAACUUGAACUCAUAAAAAAUCAUGUCCGACGACUACGACCCCACAAACAUUAACGCUGCCUCGUGGGAGGAGCAAGAGGACUAUGGCGAGGCUGAUGGCAGCGAACAAUACGGGGAGGCUGAGGGCAGCGAGCAACAAGAUAUUCAGCAUAGCUCGGAACAUCAAGAAGCAGAAUACUCCGUUGAAUCAAACCCUAAUGACCUAGGUGAUCACCCAUCGCAAGAUGGAAACACCGAUGAUGUGGGUGACGACUACGAUCCUGCCUCUGUCGUCACGUCUUCUGUUCCCGCUCCUUCUGCCCCUGCUCCUCAAGAAGAUUCCAAGACCGCUCCCCAGCCUGCCGCCCCUGUGGCCAAGAAACCUCGGACCGCUGGAGGCUUCUUAGUGGGAGACUCUGACGACGAGGAUGAAGAUGGUGAUGAUGAUGGUGAACCACAACAGCAGCAGCAACAGCAACAACAACCACACCAAGUUGCGCAUAAAGAGACGGGCUCUGGUGCUUCAUCAAGUGGUGGUUCUGCUCCAGCUCCGGCUCCCGCCUCUGCUACUGCUGCCCCUCAGUCGCAUUCUCCUGCUCUCCAGACUGCCACAUUGACCGUCCAAGACAAUGCUGGUGCUACUACUUUUAAUGCACCGCCAGUGCCCCAACAGGUGUCUCACCAAUCCGGCGCAACUACCGCAGCUGUUCCGACCACACCGAGUUCCGCUGCCCCUGCCGUCGACCCUACCCCCGUGACCCAGCCGGCUCCUGAUAGAGUAGCCAUUUACGAAGACCAGAUCCGCGAUGAUCCCCGAGGCGCAAUGAAUGCUUGGUUGGAGUUGAUGAAGGAAAAGAGAGCCAGGAAUGACAUUGAUGGUGCAAGACAGGUCUAUGAAAGAUUCCUUGCCAUCUUUCCCCAAGCCGCCGAUAUUUGGGUCGAGUAUCUUGAUCUCGAGCUCAGCCUCAAUAACUUUCCCCAAGCCGAGGGCAUCUUCGCCAAAUGUCUUAUGACCACUCCCAACGUCAAUCUCUGGACCCGGUAUCUGGACUACAUUCGCCGUCGUAAUGACCUGAACGAUAGCACCGGCCAGGCUCGCCAAACCGUUUCCCAAGCCUACGAGUUCGUGAUUGACAACAUUGGUCUGGACAAGGAUUCUGGCAAGAUCUGGGCAGAAUACAUUCAGUUUAUCAAGUUUGGCCCCGGCACGGUCGGAGGAAGUCAAUGGCAGGAUCAGCAAAAGAUGGACCAGCUCAGGAAAGCCUACCAGCGGGCCAUCUGCGUGCCUAUCUCCAAUGUCAACACUCUCUGGAAGGAGUACGACCAGUUCGAGAUGGGCCUCAACAAGUUGACGGGCAGGAAAUAUCUCAGCGAAAAGUCACCAUCCUACAUGUCAGCCAAGAGCGCCAACACUGCGCUGGAGCACAUCACCAGGGGCUUGAACCGGACCAACCUCCCUCGUCUUCCGCCUGCCCCUGGUUUCGAUGGUGAUCAGGAGUUCAUGGAGCAAGUCGAGAUUUGGAAAAAGUGGAUUGCUUGGGAAAAGUCCGAUCCCUUGGAUCUCAAGGAUGACAAGGACCAGCCGGGUCUGUACCAAAAGCGCAUCCUUUACGUCUAUAACCAGGCCUUGAUGGCCCUGCGUUUCUGGCCCGAGAUGUGGGUUGACGCCGCUCAGUGGUGUUUCGACAACAACAUUACCACCGUGGAGAACAAGGUCACCAAGGACGGCAACGCUAACGGGGUCGAGUUUCUUAUCCGGGGCAUCGAAGCCAACCCCGAAAGUGUGCUUCUCGCCUUCAAGCACGCGGAUCACAUCGAGUCGACCUACCCCAUUGAGGAGAACGACGAGGCCAAGAUUCAGCGUGGCGAGGCAGUCAAGGCACCCUACAACAAGGUGUUGGAUACACUUUACGCCAUGAUCAAGAGCCUGAAGGAAAAGGAGGCCGCACAGAUCGCCAAGCUUCAGGAGAUGACUGCUGCGCAAGAAUCCAAGGCAGGCUCGGACAACGAGGAUGGCGAUGGAGCGGCAGAUAACAUCAAGAAGGCGCCUAUUGAGGCUAUCCAGAAGGGUUAUGCCGCGCAGACCCAGCUGCUUUCCCGGAUGAUUUCGUUCGUGUGGAUCGCCUUGAUCCGCGCCAUGCGUCGUGUUCAGGGCAAGGGAGGCUUGAAUGUUCCGCUUGGUGGCAUGCGCAAGGCAUUCCACGAUGCUCGCGCUCGCGGCCGUCUUACCAGUGAUGUCUAUGCGGCUGUUGCUCAGCUAGAAUGGACUAUUUACAAGGAUCCCGCCGGUGGUAAGAUCUUUGACCGCGGUGCCAAACUCUUCCCAGAGGACGAGAACUUUACUCUCGAGAACAUCAAGUACCUUCACUCGCGGGAUGACCACACCAACGCCCGCGUCCUCUUCGAAACCGUCGUCAACAGACUUACCCAAAAACCCGAACUCGUCCACAAGGCCAAGCCCCUUUACCAGUACUUCCACAAAUACGAGUCCCAAUUUGGCGAGCUCGCCCAAGUCACCAAGCUGGAGAAGCGCAUGGCCGAGCUCUUCCCUGAAGACCCUAAACUUGCUGCCUUCACGGCCCGUUAUGCCUCGGACAAAUUCGACCCUAUCACCGCUCGCAUAAUUGUCAGCCCGACAACCCAGCUUCGGCCCAAGAACAUGAUUAUGCCCUCGAUCGAACAACAGCAACCCCAACUUCCCAUGUCUCGGCGCGACACCCCCGCCGCGGGCUUCAGCCCCCGUCCCCAGGGCCUCAAGUCUCCCAGCGCCGGUCCCGGUGCUCCCUUCGCCCCCUACGCCGCCAAGCGGCCCCUCGAUGACCGCGACUACGAUGACCACCCCCGCAAGAUUGCGCGCUCCGAACAUGACCCCUUCGUUAGAGGCGCCUCUCCCCUCAAAGGCGCAGCCGGCCGCAGACUGGACCAACAACGGCGCAUGGGCGGAACAGCCGGCGCGUAUAGCGGCUCCGGGGCCGGUUCCCAGGUUGCUCCCAUUGCCAGGGACAUCACCUUCCUACUUAGCCAGAUCCCCCGCGUGGAAUUCUAUGAUAGCCACAGACUGAACCCGUCGCGGAUGGUUUCGUUGUUACAGAACGUCAAGGUGCCGGAGUAUCUGGACUGGAAGAGGGAGCGGGAAAGGAUGCAGCAGAUGCAAGGAGAUGGAUAUGGCGGUUACGGUGGUGGUGGUGGUGGUGGUGGUGGUGGUGGCUACCAGGGUGGUGGUCAUGCUAGGAACAUAUCCCAGGAUUACGCCUACCGCGAAUCACCUGGUCCGCUUGGAGGAAGACCGUUGAGCCCGUUCACGGGUGGUCCGGGAAGUAGACUGGCUAGCGCGACGGCUGCGUAUCGCCAGGCUCCUGUGGGCAGGCCGGAGUCCAGCGGGUCUUAUGAACCGCCUCCGGCUGCGCAGUACGGUGUUCCGCCCCCAGCUCAGUAUGAUGGCGGAUGGGCCCAGCAGCAGCAGCAGCAGCAGUAUGGACAGCCACCGGCGCCGCAGGGAUAUAGGUAUGGAAACCCCCCUCCUCCUUAUUAAAACAAGAAAAAUGAGGGAGAUGGAGACGGAGUACGCGGUUGGAGGAAAGGGACAGGAAAGCGAAAGAAGAGCGUACAGGAAUA